Messenger RNA from Spodoptera litura, 1213 nucleotides. Its product is annotated as transmembrane protein 17. Lineage: Eukaryota; Metazoa; Arthropoda; Insecta; Lepidoptera; Noctuidae. Gene Ontology annotation, cellular component: ciliary transition zone. The record is from RefSeq and is a predicted model, not a curated record. Gene Ontology annotation, biological process: non-motile cilium assembly.
AAACAGUAAGUUUAAGACAGAAACAAUCUUUAUGAUGAUUUGUUUAUCAUUAUUACUAAAAUAUUAGUUACAUUUUUAAAGUAUUUAAAGUAUCAAGUUCGUUCAAAGUUUGACAUACAACCAUAAUAAUAUUCCUCCUCUUAUAUAUCGCUAUGUAAGUCACAAUAUAAAACACAUUGUCUCGCGUAGAUCUACGCUCCCGGCAUACUUACUGGUACAAAACGAAAUGUUGCGGUUAUUGAUCUACUCUAUGGUUUCAGUAAAUAGAAAUUGACAUUGACAACUCACUGACGUUCACUUCAAGUUCAUUUGUUGUGUUGAUGUUGUCAAAACGUUUGUUGUUUGAAGUUGUCUCUUUGGUUACCAUUUGAUCACAAGUUACAAAUUGAUAAAAUAUUGAUAACAAAUUCUAUUUAUCUAAGGUAGAUAGGGCUCGAUUAGUGUUCUUCGUAUUUAGUUGAACAAAUAUUAAGUGGAACAUGCGAUUAGAUUAUCAGGCAGUGCUUGCUUACGAAACAUAUUUUGGGUGUUCCUGUUAUCACCAUUUGAAAUUAUUACUUUCCUGAACCAAUGUUAUGAAAAUGAAUCAUAUUUGAGGCGCAAUUUUAAGCUGUAGCAAAACAUGAUACAUAUUUUGGAUACGUAUAAUUCUUGAAAUCCUGAAUCGAGUGUAAAAUAUCACAACCAUGGAAUACAGAACCAUGCUCCAUUUACAAAAAUGUUUAUAUUUUAAUUUAUAUUUGUACAUAAUUUGGGUGACAGUAGUAGGAUUUUUUCUGUAUGCAAAGUUGAAUAGCCUUGGGCAUUUAACGAAAUACCUUUCAUUGACGGUAUUCACAUUAUUGAUUGUUAUUGAGUCAGCAAGAAUAUAUUUAGGUCACUAUGGCAACCUUUCUAGGAGGGUACCAGAACUAGCUGGGUUCCUGAUGCUGACAAUUUUGAUGCAAAUGCCUCUAGUCAGCUUCUUCCUCUUCAACCCAUACUUGAUGAGCACCCCCAUGGAGAUCACACUGCACACCAUGCUAUGGUUGCUCACACUCACUGAAGUAGUGUUCAGCUUUAUGGCAUUGAAACAAGCCUCGAAUUUUGCCAAAAGCAUUUACUUAUCCCAACCAAACAACAGAUGAAUGAGAACCCACUAAACAUUAGGAUUAUGGAUCAUUCCUACUAUUAUUAAAAUUGAAGAAUAUGUUUGUUAGUUUUGUACACAUAG